AUGGUGUUGCCUAUAAUAAUCGGUCUGGGGGUGACAAUGGUUGCUCUCAGUGUUAAGUCUGGUCUCAGUGCGUGGACCGUUUACAAGACUCUAUCUCCUUUGACCAUAGCAAAACUAAAUAAUAUUCGCAUAGAAAACGCAACAGCUGGCUAUCGCAAUGAGCUCAAGUUCAAAAGCUCGCUGAUAGAUGAACAGCUGAAAAAUCGGUUGAACCAGUACCAGGGCGGCUUUGCGCCUCGAAUGACAGAACCAGAAGCUUUACUCAUCUUGGAUAUCUCCGCAAGAGAGAUUAAUCACUUGGAUGAAAAACUGUUAAAAAAAAAACAUAGAAAGGCUAUGGUUCAAAACCAUCCAGAUAAGGGAGGAAGUCCCUAUAUAGCGGCCAAGAUAAACGAAGCUAAAGAGCUUCUCGGAAGAAGCGUUUUGCUAAGAAAGAAUUAG
Saccharomyces mikatae IFO 1815 is the source of this 441-nucleotide messenger RNA. RefSeq names its product Mdj2p (gene MDJ2). Gene Ontology annotation, cellular component: PAM complex, Tim23 associated import motor. The transcript has a single exon. Gene Ontology annotation, molecular function: ATPase activator activity. The record is from RefSeq and is a predicted model, not a curated record. Gene Ontology annotation, biological process: protein import into mitochondrial matrix. The coding region runs from base 1 to 441 and encodes 146 amino acids. Lineage: Eukaryota; Fungi; Ascomycota; Saccharomycetes; Saccharomycetales; Saccharomycetaceae.